AUGGGCAACUUUCAACGCGUCAUCAAUCAAGUCGAGACGGUUGAGAAAUGUCACCGGGUCAGCGCGGAGCCACCCCGCAUGAUGCAGCAUCAAGACCCUGGCUUAGCAGCUUCGGCGCGUCAAGGACCCUGGAAAGAUUACCCGGCGCGAUACGAAACCGCCCUCAAGUACCGAAAAUCCACCGUGGGGAGCGCCGAUGUGGGGGAGUGUUUUCCGAAGAUGGAGCAGCCAUCGUGA
Messenger RNA from Parastagonospora nodorum SN15, 237 nucleotides. RefSeq lists its product as hypothetical. Lineage: Eukaryota; Fungi; Ascomycota; Dothideomycetes; Pleosporales; Phaeosphaeriaceae. Bases 1 to 237 code for a protein of 78 amino acids. The transcript has 2 exons. The record is from RefSeq and is a predicted model, not a curated record.